Messenger RNA from Thunnus maccoyii (southern bluefin tuna), 3036 nucleotides. Its product is annotated as CCR4-NOT transcription complex subunit 2-like. Lineage: Eukaryota; Metazoa; Chordata; Actinopteri; Scombriformes; Scombridae. The record is from RefSeq and is a predicted model, not a curated record. The transcript is spliced from 15 exons. Gene Ontology annotation, cellular component: P-body; CCR4-NOT core complex. Gene Ontology annotation, biological process: regulation of DNA-templated transcription; nuclear-transcribed mRNA poly(A) tail shortening; regulation of stem cell population maintenance. Bases 714 to 2345 code for a protein of 543 amino acids.
CUCGGCGAUGAUCAGUUAGAGCCGCCUGGUGAAGAGCCCUGCGGAUAAAUGAUAGUUAACCACGAAAUCCGGCUGUGAACGAAAGUGGAAAUAAUUGUGAUUUUUGUCCAGAGGUCCGCUUUCGCUGCUUUCUGUUGUUGUUUUGGGAGCUAACCGACGGAGGCCCCAACCGGGACACAAACACAGCAGCCCGCCGGUCCGCUCUCCUCUCGGGCAGUCUGUUCACACAACUGCAUCUUAACCGAUUUCAUCGGCUCACCAACUCGUGUUAUACCGGCUCAGAGGUGCUCCAGCUAGGGCUUUUAACGUUGUUUUUAGCCGAAUAGCGCGCUUGGUUGUGUUAGCUUGGAUGCUAACGCUCCCGUGUAUUCGAAUAGAACUAGCUGUUAGCAUUUAGCUGUUAGCUUCCGCUACGGACUCAAUGUAUGAGCAGCUAACAAAGUAACACCAACUGUUAUAUGUGUUGAGACUUUACAAAGUGAACACUAGGCACCGUAAGUCGGUUUAUUUGGGUUUGAACACCCUAACGGGAUGUUUUAUGUUAGAAUUAGUCAUAGUCAUUAGCAUUAGCUUCGUGGCUAGCAUUAGCCUUUUGCGACAGUGCUGCAGCUCUUAACGUCGUUAGCUCCUAAACAAGAACAGGGAAGCUUAAAAAGCACUCGGCUGGCGACACACGGAGCCUUCCCACCAGAAACACACCGGUGACACGCGGCAUGUUUGGUGCUAACCGGAAGAAGUUUAUGGAGGGAGGGGUAGAGAGCGACUAUGCGGAUGACUCCAGCCUCUACUACAGCCAACAGUCCAUGUUCCCUCCACACCGCCCUGACAAAGAUAUGCUGGCGUCUUCCUCUGCGUCCUCAACGGGUCAGCUGUCACAGCUAGGAGCCAGCUUAUAUGGCCCGCAGAGUGCUUUGGGAUUUCCCAUGCGUGGUAUGAACAGCAGUGCAGCACCUCAGUUAAGUCGAAGUGGACUGAACCAAUCUGCCAGCCAGCUCCCCAGUCAUGCCAGUACACCCAACGCUGGCACAAUGCACACACCUCCCUCGCCUAGCAGGGGUAUUCUGCCUAUGAGUAGCAGGAGCGUGCUGAACCACAGCCAGCAGGUGGGGGGUCCGACGGGGCAGCCGAUCGGGAUGGGAGGAGGGGGAGAGAGGGGAGGUGGAGGAGGGAGGAGUGGCAGCAUGGGGAGUCCCAGCCGGUCAUCACCCAGCAUCAUCGGCAUGCCCAAGCAGCAGCAAUCACGGCAGCCUUUCACUAUCAACAGUAUGUCAGGGUUUGGGGUGAACAGGAAUCCAGGUUUCAACAUGAACAACUCACUAUCCAACAACAUCUUCAAUGGCACAGACGGCAGUGAGAAUGUGACGGGGUUAGACCUGUCUGAUUUCCCGGCGUUAGCGGACAGGAGUCGAAGGGACGGAGGCUCGAACCCCACCCCGCUGCUGAACCCGCUGGCCGGCCGGGCGCCGUACGGUACGAGUAUGUGUGUGUUUGGCAUGGUAACAAAGCCGUCCAGUGAGCAGUCGCAGGACUUCUCCAUCCAUAACGAAGAUUUCCCAGCUCUCCCUGGGCCAAACUACCAAACAAAAGACCCCACCAGCACCAGCGAAGACAGCAAACCGAAUCUGAACUCAUCAGGAAAGCCCGCCUCUAACUCAGAUGGUCCUAAGUUCCCCGGCGAUAAGAGCUCCGUGGCGCCGAGCAACAACAACCAGCAGAAGAAAGGGAUUCAGGUGCUUCCUGACGGGCGUGUGACCAACAUCCCGGUCGGCAUGGUGACGGACCAGUUCGGAAUGAUCGGCCUGCUGACGUUCAUCCGGGCAGCGGAGACGGAUCCCGGCAUGGUCCACCUGGCACUGGGCUCUGACCUCACCACGCUCGGCCUGAACCUCAACUCACCUGAGAAUCUCUAUCCUAAGUUUGCGUCUCCCUGGGCGUCAGCUCCGUGUCGACCGCAGGACAUAGACUUCCACGUCCCCUCAGAGUAUUUAACCAACAUCCACAUAAGGGACAAGUUAGCAGCUAUUAAGUUGUCUCGGUAUGGUGAAGAUCUGCUGUUUUAUCUCUACUAUAUGAACGGAGGAGACCUACUACAACUCCUGGCUGCAGUAGAACUCUUUAACAGGGACUGGCGGUACCAUAAAGAGGAGCGGGUUUGGAUCACCCGGGCUCCAGGUAUGGAGCCCACGCUGAAGACCAACGCCUACGAGAGAGGGACCUACUACUUCUUCGACUGCCUCAACUGGAGAAAGGUUGCCAAGGAGUUUCAUCUUGAGUAUGACAAACUAGAAGAGCGACCUCACGUUCCCUCCACCUUCAACUACAAUCCUGCCCAGCAGGCCUUCUGAUUGGCUCUCCCUCCUCCUGCCUGCCUGCCAUUGGCCCUCCUGGCUCAUCAGUCAUCACCCCUCUAGGUUUUUCCACCUCCACACACUCAAAGUGAAGCUGGCCAAUAAGGACUUUUUGGACUCCUGGCCGCCCCCCCCCCCCCCCCCCCAAACACCUUUCUGAAUAGACUUUAUCAUUUUAACUUUUCUGAUUUUGUUUUUCUUUACCUCAUUCUCUCCUUUUUUUUUUUUUUUUUUAAAUUUUUAUUUCCCACCCCUCCUCCAUGAGUUUGGUUUGGUUGAUCUGUUAUGUGGAGCACAGACUUAAUGUCAACAGACAGCACAGUACAACACAGAGACUCAGCACUGUAAAUAACUGUCCAUCUGAUCGAGUGAUUCAUGUUUCUAUUCAGUCUUAAGAAUCGACUAUUUUUGUCUAGUAAAGCUUUUAAGAAGAACCAGAUUUUAACACAGGAUUCAAUCACCUGUCAGGAUGGAUAAUUAUUUCACACUGUGUCACGCCUCUCUGGCAUUUUUGGCAGGAACUGAAAAUAUUUAUCAUUUUUUGUCUAUUUUUACCAGGUUUUCAGCAUUACAGAUCACACACACACACACACACACACACACACACACAUCAGAAGACAGUCGACAGUCAGGAGAGGAAAUGCAAUGUACAUUGUAGCACUAUUUCUUAAUAAAAGAAGAAAAAAUA